Messenger RNA from Vanessa atalanta (red admiral), 649 nucleotides. Its product is annotated as inducible metalloproteinase inhibitor protein-like. The coding region runs from base 37 to 576 and encodes 179 amino acids. The record is from RefSeq and is a predicted model, not a curated record. The transcript is spliced from 4 exons. NCBI's taxonomy places the organism in Eukaryota, Metazoa, Arthropoda, Insecta, Lepidoptera, Nymphalidae.
UCCACCAAUCACUUAGAAUUGUAACAAACUCGCGAAAUGACGUGCUUGCAAACCACUGCCGUCCUGUUAUCAGUUUUAGUUAAUUUGUCCUCAGGGACACUUUCAUGCGGCAUCAACGAGAUAAUGGAUGAAUGUCCUUCAGAUUGCGCCUACGACCAUUGCCCCAAGCACGAGUUCCAGGAUAGAACACCAUGUCCUAAACCUGAAGUUUGUCCACCACCAGCUUGCAAGUGUGGCUUCAACUAUCGUAGAGCUGAAAACGGCACGUGCAUACCCACUACAGAAUGUCCUCCAUUUGAGUGUUCCCGCGUCAAUGAAGAGUUCAAUCCCUGCCCUUUCUAUUGUCCUUCUGACAAUUGCGACGACGCAUCACCUUCUGGGGAAUGCCCUUUUUUCCUGCUCAUUGUCAUAAAUUGCAGCCCUUCUUGCAAAUGUAUUAGACAUUACUGGAGGAAAGAUGGAGUUUGUGUCCCUUAUACGGAGUGCCCCAACAUCAUUAGCUCCAACGUCCAAGACCAAGUCAUAUUGGAUGAAACGUCAACGGCGCAAGGAUUUGAUUACGUCACAUCUGAAUAAUACCUAAUUAUAAAGUAUAUAUUAUAUUGUCUACCAAAGAUUGUCGAUAUAUAUAUAAAACCAUGUUAACCCG